Messenger RNA from Fusarium sp. VM40, 990 nucleotides. The record is from the annotation of a GenBank genome assembly. Lineage: Eukaryota; Fungi; Ascomycota; Sordariomycetes; Hypocreales; Nectriaceae.
AUGCCAAUUACCACCAAUUCACUGCCCAAGAUUGGGCUCCUGUCCAUUGGCGAUAUGGGCGUUGGUAUUGCUAGGCUGUUAAUUGCUCAUGGCUUCUCUGUUGCGACCAACAUCUCGGGCAGAAGUCAAGAUACAAUUGAACGGGCUCGAGAUGCACAAGUCGAGCUCUUAGAGUCUGAUGUUGACCUAGUACAGCAGAGUUCUGUUAUGCUCUCGAUUGUGCCGCCAAAGGAUGCGGAGACCACAGCCAAUCGCAUUAUAAAUGCAACGGCAAGUUUAGACAAACCGAAAGAGAUUUACUUUAUCGAUCUCAAUGCGGUUGCACCUUCGACCAUCAAAACUGUUGCAGCAAAGAUCAAGACAUCAGAUCUGUCUAUAAAAUUCAUCGAUGGUAGUAUUCUCGGGGGUCCUCCAAAAGUAACUGCAUCUCCUGAUACCGAAACAAAGUCAUCCGGCAGCAAUGACUUUUCUCACUGGUAUCGCCCUAGUCUGCCUGUCUCAGGCCCGGACACUCUGAGCUCGCUCCCUUUCGGCGACAAGCUCGUUUCUGUACUGAACAUCAAGCAUAUUUCGCCCGAUGUUGGUGCUGCAAGUGGGCUCAAGAUGUGCUUCGCUUCCAUGACAAAGGGUUUCACUGCCAUUGCCACGCAGUCCUUCACGACCGCUCAUAAUCUUGGCGUACUGGAUGUCCUCAAAGAUGAAAUCCGUUCGUUCUACCCAGCCUUUCUCAAUAGCGCCGAGAGAAGUGUGCCUGGCAUGCCACCCAAGGCCUAUCGCUGGGUCCGAGAGAUGGAAGAGAUUGCCCUCACAUUCAACGAGGAAGCAGGUUGGGAUAAAGCCAUGUUUGAGGGUGCUGCAAGUGUAUAUAAAGAUAUUGCAGAUAAUGAGGUUCUUGGAAAUGAAAAGGUUGGCAAGAGAAAGAGGGGGACAACCCUGGAGGAUGUAUCAGCAGUGGCAGCAGAGGGAUUGCAGAAGAAAAGAAAAUCAUGA